AUGGCCCAGAUCGACGAGACAUACUCAUCUUUCGGCCUUAGCGACGACGAGCCCUGGGUGCUCACGUUCCUGAGAGUAUGCACGUGCGUGGGCUGGCUGGCGAACUAUAUGGGAAUGAUCUACAAAUCCUUCCGGGACCGGACCUAUGGAAUGGCUCUGAUGCCCCUAUGCUGCAAUAUUGCUUGUGAGUUCGUGUACGGCGUGAUUCAUGCCCCGGACUGCCCGCUCUAUCAGAUCAUCUUCCUCUGCUGGUUUGUGCUCAACUGCGCGGUUAUCGUGGCUGCCAUCAAGUUUGCCCCGCGCGAGUGGCGCCAUGCACCUUUGGUACAGCAAAAUAUCGGCUGGAUCUUCGCUCUGAGUAUCGUCUUCUGGACGACUGCGCACCUGGCUAUUGUCGCUCAGGUGGGAGCGACCGAGGGCGCCGCCUGGAGCUCCUGGUUCUGUCAACUCUUUCUGAGCGCCGGGUGUUUGUGUCAGCUUAUAGUCCGGGGAAGCAGUCGCGGAACCUCCCUUUGGAUCUGGUUCGCCCGCUUCUUCGGAACCGCCUUGUCCUUACCACAUGAGGUCUUGCGGUAUAAGCACGGAUAUACGAAUGUAGUAUGGCACAGUCCGUUAGGCUGGUGGGGAGGAGCCGCGUUUUUUAUACUAGAUGGGGCUUUUGGUAUCUUGCUUUGGAAAAUCCAACAAUCAGAAAAGGCAGUCAAGGGCUUGCAACGGGGAGAGGUCGGAUUAGACGGGAACGACAAAGACAUAAAAAAGAGCCUGAGUAAAUGA
Molecule: messenger RNA, 774 nt
Organism: Aspergillus homomorphus CBS 101889
Lineage: Eukaryota; Fungi; Ascomycota; Eurotiomycetes; Eurotiales; Aspergillaceae
Exons: 2
Coding region: 1-774 (257 amino acids)
Molecular function (GO): lyase activity
Source: RefSeq, a predicted model, not a curated record